AUGGCGGGCUUAGAUUUGGGCUCUGCUUCUAACUUUGUCCAUCAACUUCAGCACCGUUCCGUGGAUCUCCACUUGCAGCGGCCGCCGGACGGAGACGACGGUCCCGACCAGUUCCACGGCCUUGAUGAUGAGCACCAACCGAACUCUGGUGGCGAAAUCGUGGCCCGGCGGUCGAGAGGUCGACCGCCGGGGUCUAAAAAUAAACCGAAACCACCGGUUAUUAUUACCAGAGAAAGCGCUAACACCCUUCGUGCACACAUCUUGGAAGUCAACACCGGUUGCGAUGUGUUUGACUCGGUGGCUACUUAUGCCCGGAAACGCCAACGGGGGAUCUGCAUCUUGAGCGGCACCGGCGUCGUCACCAACGUUACUUUACGGCAACCCGCGUCCGGCGGCGCCGUUCUCACGCUUCCCGGAAGGUUUGAGAUAUUGUCUUUGUCGGGAUCGUUUUUGCCGCCGCCGGCUCCGCCAGGAGCGACGAGUUUGAGUAUCUUCCUUGGCGGUGGACAAGGGCAGAUUGUGGGAGGGAAUGUUGCUGGCUCUUUGAUUGCUUCUGGACCGGUGACUGUUAUUGUGUCGUCGUUUACGAAUGUUGCGUACGAGAGGCUGCCGUUGGAUGAGGAGGAACCGUCCAACGGUGGUGGUGGUGGUGGAGGGAGCCUUAGCAACCCGUUUCCCGACCCGUCGGCGGGGUUGCCGUUCCUUAAUCUGCCAUUGAACAUGCCGGGGAAUCAAAAUCAGCUGCCGGUGGAGGGAUGGAACUCCGGUGGAGGAGCAUCUUAUUGA
This is a messenger RNA of Cucurbita pepo subsp. pepo (vegetable marrow), 786 nucleotides long. Its product is annotated as AT-hook motif nuclear-localized protein 23-like. Lineage: Eukaryota; Viridiplantae; Streptophyta; Magnoliopsida; Cucurbitales; Cucurbitaceae. The record is from RefSeq and is a predicted model, not a curated record. Gene Ontology annotation, cellular component: nucleus. Gene Ontology annotation, molecular function: minor groove of adenine-thymine-rich DNA binding; DNA-binding transcription factor activity.